Messenger RNA from Lucilia cuprina (Australian sheep blowfly), 1998 nucleotides. RefSeq names its product protein shifted (gene shf). Bases 163 to 1743 code for a protein of 526 amino acids. Gene Ontology annotation, cellular component: cell surface; extracellular region. The transcript is spliced from 8 exons. Gene Ontology annotation, biological process: anatomical structure development. Lineage: Eukaryota; Metazoa; Arthropoda; Insecta; Diptera; Calliphoridae. The record is from RefSeq and is a predicted model, not a curated record. Gene Ontology annotation, molecular function: signaling receptor binding.
ACACUUGUUGUGGUGUAUCUGUUUUUUUUUCUUCGAGAAACUGACCCAAAGAUUGUUUCGCCAGCAGAAUGUCUGUUUAGUUUUAAGUGAAGUUCGAUCUGAACAAGUUGUUUAACGUUAAAAUAGCGGCAUAUUGACUUGAUUGCCUGGUACAAAAAAAUAAUGCUCAAGAGUCACAACAACUGUAACAAUAAAAACAUUAACAGAUCCCAUGACCAUGAUUUAUACACGCUGCAGGAGCGACCACGGAGACGGAGGAAUGUCUCAAUGUUUCGUGGUAAAUUUAUUUAUCUAUUGCUGAUGUUGUUGUAUUUGGCAAAUUGGAUUGAUGGCAUAGAGGCUAGACAGCAACAACAGAAGCAUGAUGCACAACAGCAGCAACAGCAAAUAAAUGAAGUGGGCGCUCAUCAUCAUCAACAGCAACAGCAGCACCAUAAUAGGGGGAACAGCGGUGGCAGUAGUAGUGGUUCUUCUUAUGAAGUACUAGGCAAGCGUAACAAGAAAAACAAUCAACACCACAAUAAUAACAACAACAGCAAUAAUCAUAACUACAAUGAAAAGAAACACAAAUCUUCCAAUGGUCAUUCUCUUAAUAAUAGUAGUAGUAAUAGCUUAACAGGUGGCUCCAAACCUCAUGGCGCUAAAGGGCGCAAAGGUGAUAGUAAUAAACAACGCAGAGCUCAUCAUAGAAAACACAAUAGAUCCAAUGAUCCCGAUGACAACAUUUCUUUGUGGAUUACUGAACAACAAUUAAAAGUUUUGACUGAUUUAUUCUUUCCUCAGAAUUCUCUACAUGGCCCCGUCUAUGCCAUACAAAAUGGUCAUGUUCUAAAUCACAUACUAGACAGUAGAUAUUAUGAAUAUUUAAUAAUACCCGCCGAAGUAAAUUAUGUCAAUUUCACCUGGAAGUCAGGACAUCGGAAGUAUUUCUAUCAUUUCGAUUUACUCGAGACAAUGGAUGAGAGUAUACUAAAAGCACCUACAGUAUCAAUAAAACCCAAAGGACGUAUACCCAACGAAGAGAAAAAUUUUAGCGUCUUUCUACCCUGCAGCGGUAAUAAUUCGGGCACUGCCAUGUUUAAUGUAGGUCUCACCAUACACAAUCGCAGCGGUAAUCCGUUGCCAGGCACUCCGUUGCGUUUGAAUUUCAAAAAGGAGUGUGCACAUAGAGGUGUGUAUGAUAGCCUAGACGCUUCCAAUCCUACACUAAUUACAUCUAUGCAAGGUCCCGAUCCCGAGUGUCAUGUGAAAUGUGGUGAACAUGGUUUCUGUAAUCAUCGCAACAUUUGCCAGUGUCGUUCGGGUUAUAUUGGUCAGUACUGUGAGAAGGCAUUUUGUUUUCCUCAAUGCAUGAAUGGUGGCAAUUGUACAGCUCCGUCGGUGUGCUCAUGUCCGGAUGGGUAUCAGGGCACACAAUGUGAGGGUGGCAUUUGUGCUGAAAAAUGCCUCAAUGGUGGCAAAUGUGUGCAAAAGGAUAAAUGUGAAUGUCCCAGAGGCUACUAUGGACUACGAUGUGAAUUUUCAAAAUGUGAAAUAUCUUGCAUGCAUGGUGGUCGCUGUAUUGGCACAAACCUUUGUCGCUGUGCAGAGGGUCUAAGUGGUGAUCAUUGUGAAAUUGGUCAUCGUCAGCGUUAUACAUGUAAACGAAAAUGUAAACAUGGCGAUUGUAUGCCUAAUAAGACUUGCAAAUGUAAGGACGGUUUCUAUGGGCGUUUUUGUAACAGACGUGUUAAAAAACACUGAUGUUUAUUUGCAGAAAUCUACAUCACAGAUGUUUUUCUUCUCUUCCAGGAUAAUGUAUUAAUUAUAAGUUUUUGUAUGUUAUUUAUAAGUUUUCUUUUGCAUAAGCAAUUGUUCAAUUGAACAAGGGGGGACACAAUGUUCUCUCAAUUGAUAAUUGUUUAAUAACUUGGAUUAUUUUCGAUAAAAAUGUUCUUUUUUUUUAAAAAGUUGUGAUAAAUUAUUUUAUUUAAAUAUAUAAAAACAUUUUUUUCUCAG